UUUCUUUUUUGUUUUGACAUUUCCUGUCCACAUUAUUCAAUAGCACAAUAUUUUUUUAGUAUUGGCGAUACUUCUGAAAAUAUCCGGUUAAAGUGGAGCAAUUCUGUCGAGUGGCGAGGCCACAUCUCACAUUCACCUUAUGAGUCCGAGCAAGGAGCAGCCGGAUCGUUAGAAGUGAUGACAUUUGUGAUGCGGCUUAUCCGCCAACCGGCACAUCUCACCCAAAAUAGCGCAAUAAAAUUUCUGCAACAGCAGUAUGCAGCUCCUGCAGUCACUCCUAUCCGUCUACGAAGUGGUACUACCGAGAAACAUUCGAAUGACCAGAAAAGCCAGCUACCCCCUGUUGUCCCGCCGCAUAUUUGUCCUCCGGAACCACAAUAUCCGCCAAGUAAAAUUGGUGAAUUAAAAGAUGCGCCAAGUUGGUCCAAGUGGCCGCCACCAACACAGGAUGUCAAAAAGACCACUUCACAGAGGUUGUCACGCGAAAAUGUCGAAAACUAUAUGUUUAAGCAUUUCUUCGACUACAUCAAAAACUAUGAAAAAUUAUUUGAGAAAAACUUUCCUUCUGCCAUGAAGGUGUAUCGCACUUAUGUGGACGGGGUCAUGGAUUUCUACAAUGACAUGAAAGCUUAUCUAAAGAUAUCACGCAUUGCUAAUAGUUCCCCCAUGGGUCUAAAAGCAUUGAAUCGUAAAGAAUUGGAACUAUACAUGCAAAUGCCUCGAGAUAUGAUGAAGGUUGCUCCCGCUUUAUUUGGAGCCGCGCUUCCGCUUGUCGGAUACGUGGUGAUGCCUUUGAUCUUUGCGUUUCCACAGCAAUGCCUUUGUUCGCAUUUCUGGACGUUACAACAAAGAGCAGAGUUUCAACAAGUCGCGUUGCAAAAACGUCUUAAAAAUAAUAAGCUAGUUUUGAGAAUAUUGCAGUCGAAAUUAAAAGAUGUCAAAAAACACCAACAUCACGAUCAAUUGCAACAUAUAUUGGGCAUGUUAGGUAGUGGUUUUCACCCCAGUGUCGAAGCAUUGCUUGAGGUUAAGGACAUUUUCGCUCAACCGCCAUACGAUUUACUAUCUCUAACUAGGAAACAGAUUGGUCUGCUGUGUCAACUACAUGGAGUUCCUACUCUCUUGUUCAAGCGUUUCCACUUAUCGGAGCAUGCAUUUUUGGUACAUCACAUGGAUUUGGCUAUAGUACGCGAAGGCCACGUUCAUAACAUGCACCCCGAUGGUAUCCGUCGAUCCUGCUAUAUUAGAGGUCUUAAUCCCGUUAACCUUAGCACCGAUGAAAUGAUAUCAUGGCUACGUAAUUGGAUAAAAAUUUCUACAUCGAUUGAAGAACAUCACAUCAGCAUGUUCCUGUACCUGCCAAUUCUAUUAGGAUACAAUCACCCAAAUAAUUGGCACCUUAUUUAUGACAGUAGUUAAACAAUUAGGUCUAGGAAACCAGCAGUGAUGUUAUAAACCUAAAAAAAAAAA
Rhagoletis zephyria (snowberry fruit fly) is the source of this 1470-nucleotide messenger RNA. Its product is annotated as LETM1 domain-containing protein 1. Gene Ontology annotation, biological process: intracellular monoatomic cation homeostasis. Gene Ontology annotation, cellular component: mitochondrial inner membrane. The record is from RefSeq and is a predicted model, not a curated record. Gene Ontology annotation, molecular function: ribosome binding. NCBI's taxonomy places the organism in Eukaryota, Metazoa, Arthropoda, Insecta, Diptera, Tephritidae.